Molecule: messenger RNA, 1218 nt
Organism: Liolophura sinensis
Lineage: Eukaryota; Metazoa; Mollusca; Polyplacophora; Chitonida; Chitonidae
Product: hairy/enhancer-of-split related with YRPW motif protein 1-like
Exons: 5
Coding region: 177-1106 (309 amino acids)
Biological process (GO): regulation of DNA-templated transcription
Molecular function (GO): protein dimerization activity; DNA binding
Source: RefSeq, a predicted model, not a curated record
GGUCGAGGAAAGACGUACAUCCGCUGUUGCUAGUCGUGCACACUCACCAGCACGCACCAAGCCGAGUCCUGACAAUAACUGACCGUACUCCACAACGGGAUUUGGUACUACCCGUCUUACUCGAGGACUUCCUGCAACGCCGCUCUAACCCGUGCGUGCCCUUUGGCCCAGCGAUUAUGAAGCGCAGUCUAAGUGAUAGUGAUUCCGAGGAUGUUUUCGAUGACGAUCUUAAGUCAAGUUCGCCAUCUCAAAGUUGUCAUGUCACAGACAGGAAAAAAAGACGCGGGAUUAUUGAGAAGAGAAGAAGGGAUCGCAUUAAUAACAGUUUGUCUGAGCUUAGAAGACUAGUGCCCACAGCAUUUGAGAAACAGGGCUCCGCCAAGCUGGAAAAGGCCGAAAUCCUGCAAAUGACAGUCGACCACCUCAAAAUGCUACACCAAAAAGGUAUUAAUGGCUAUAACUACUCAGAUCCCCACGCCCUAGCUGUGGAUUACAGAGGGAUCGGAUUCCGUGAGUGCGCAGCCGAGGUGGCCCGUUACUUGGUAACAGUCGAGGGCAUGGACCUUCAGGACCCCAUGCGUCUUCGUCUCCUCAGCCACUUGCAGUGUUUUUCAGCCACAAAAGCUUCCAUCCAAACCACUUCUUGGACGGCCAUGUCAGCGCACCCUUCUCUCAAUUCACAGUAUGGCAGCAACUCCAUGACGUCAAUGGGAGGCAUGCUCACGUCGCAACAUUCCAGCCAAUCAGAUCCACUCACAAUGACCAGCCAUUCGUCGUUGUCUAGCGGACAGCCAGUGUCGUAUAGCAGCGAAUCUCGCCUUAGCCAAUCGGAUAGCCACGUUUCAUCGUCACUCCAUUCACAUAUGCGAUCGUUGACGUCAUCGGGAAGUGUCGGCAAUCAGUUAUCGGGAAUGACGUCAUCUAGUGCGCAAGUGCAACAGAUUUCUCCGCCUGUACUUCCGGGAUUGCCACAACUUCAUUCUCAAUUCCCGGUGUCCCUGAACUCUAUGAUGUCGCCCUCUGGCGGCCAUUCCUAUAGUAACUCUCUAAACCAACAUCCAUCGGUGAAACCUUAUAGGCCAUGGGGUGCGGAAUUGGCAUACUGAGUCACCCUCGCUUCCACCUUGAAAACAAUUGUAUGUGCUGUGAAUUCUUUCUGAGAAAGAAAAAGGAUAAGCAGCAUCCAGAAUUGUCCAUCAGUGCUUGUGAAGUGCAGUC